Messenger RNA from Phaeoacremonium minimum UCRPA7, 948 nucleotides. RefSeq names its product putative quinone oxidoreductase protein. Gene Ontology annotation, molecular function: oxidoreductase activity. The coding region runs from base 1 to 948 and encodes 315 amino acids. The transcript has a single exon. Lineage: Eukaryota; Fungi; Ascomycota; Sordariomycetes; Togniniales; Togniniaceae. The record is from RefSeq and is a predicted model, not a curated record.
AUGAAAGGCGCACGAGUUACAGCAUGGGGACAGCCACCCGAGUACAUGGACGUUCCGGACAUCCCAGCACCGACUUCAGAUGAACUUCAACUCAAAGUCCUGGUUGUUGGCGUGCCUCGAGCUGUACAGGGUCGCGCUGCUGGCUUACACUACAGCUCUAAGAGCCAGCCCCUUCCCUUCGAUCCGAGCGUCGACGGCGUCGGCCUAGACGAAAUCACCGGCGAUAGGUACUACGUCACCCUCGACCCAAAGGGUGGUGUUUCGAUGUUCAACGAGCGCGUCAAUGUUCCUAAGUCCCAGCUCGUCAAACUUGAGCCGGGAGUCGAUCCCGUUACGGUGGCCGCUCUUAUAAACCCAGUCGCGAGCAGCUGGAUGGCUCUACAAGCUCGUGCUGUUGGGGGCUGCAAGGAUCGAACAGUUCUGGUCGUCGGUGCAACAGGGACUAGUGGUCGCGCAGCCGUGACUGUCGCCAAAUCUCUCGGCGCUGCCCGUGUGAUAGCAAUGUCGCGCAGCGAGGCCACGCUCGCCGAGGUGGAGGGGAUUGACGUGCGAGUCGUCCUCACCAAGCCCGCAGUGCUUCCGCCAGAUCUUGGACCAAUCGAUAUCAUUCUCGAUUACGUCGGCGGCGCUACCGCAGUUGAGCUCAUGACGGUGGCCGAGGUUGCUCCUGGGCGAAAUCUGCAGUACAUUCAUAUUGGCGAUCUUGGCGGCGAGCCCAACAUUCUGUUGCCAACCGGCCUACUGAACAAGAAGCCUGUCAGCAUUGUAGGAUCGGGCAUGGGCAGCUUCAGCGUGGAAGAAAUCAAGAAGGAGACACCUGGCCUGGUGGCAGCCAUUGGCAAGAUGAAAAGGCCUUCCGAUGUGUUUACUGCACCACUCAGCGAUGUUCAGUCUGUUUGGAACACAGAGGAUGCAAAGAAGAAGAGGCUUGUAAUUACACUUGAAUGA